CUUGCGCCAAAGAGGAGUAAUCAGAAAGAGGACGAUGACGAAGGUUCAAAGCGGACGAAAAUCGAUCAAUAUUUCCAUGCUCGCGCUGGGACCCCACUCCCGCUUUCACAAGAACUACCACCAGAUGAGACUUCAAAAGCUACGAUUAUGGAGAGGCUCAUUAACAGCAAAAGCAGUAUCGCAAGAUAUCGGAUCAUAGACGCCGCAACCGGAUAUUACGCUGAUUUAAGUACUUUGGAAAAUCAACCGCAAUUACAAAUCGACUAUUUAUUGGAAUCUUAA
Paraglomus occultum is the source of this 282-nucleotide messenger RNA. NCBI's taxonomy places the organism in Eukaryota, Fungi, Glomeromycota, Glomeromycetes, Paraglomerales, Paraglomeraceae. The record is from the annotation of a GenBank genome assembly.